This is a messenger RNA of Exophiala viscosa, 2172 nucleotides long. RefSeq lists its product as uncharacterized. Gene Ontology annotation, cellular component: cytosolic large ribosomal subunit; ribosome. Gene Ontology annotation, molecular function: structural constituent of ribosome; RNA binding. Gene Ontology annotation, biological process: translation. The record is from RefSeq and is a predicted model, not a curated record. Lineage: Eukaryota; Fungi; Ascomycota; Eurotiomycetes; Chaetothyriales; Herpotrichiellaceae. Bases 135 to 413 code for a protein of 92 amino acids. The transcript is spliced from 6 exons.
ACCUUUUCGAGCCUGCAAUCUCGACAACGUCCUCUCUUCAACAACACCCUAUUCCUGUACGCUCGAACCGCACGAUAUAACUCCGUAAUUCGACUGACAGUACCUCCAGAUCGUUCUCGGAAUAAACAGUCAAGAUGACGAAGGGAACGAGUUCUUUCGGAAAGAGGCACAACAAGACGCAUACUCUCUGCCGGAGAUGCGGUCGCCGAAGCUUGCACAUCCAGAAACACACUUGCGCCAACUGCGGAUAUCCUGCUGCUAAGGUCCGAAAGUACGAGUGGAGCGAGAAGGCCAAGAGACGCAAGACCACCGGUACUGGUCGCAUGAGGUCUUUGUCCCUGGUUUCAAGAAAAUUCAAGAACGGCUUCCAGACUGGCACACCCAAGGGCUCUCGAGGACCUUCCAAGGCAUAAACGAGCCGACAUUUUCCAAGUGGUUUUUCGACAAUGAUUUCUCGUUGAAGAAGUGGGAUAAAUCGGACCGGGCGUAAACGAAAAUCGUAUUGUGCAUAUCAAAAAAGCAUUGAAGCGAUGGAAGGAGAGGAAUGUUCGUGGAUGAAGAGGUGAUAACGACCGACUUCUAAGCAAAGUGCGUGAUUGAGGUUGAAGGCCUUGCAAAGGGCAGGCGGCCAGGUCUUGUGGCAUCAGAACUUGCAUUGGCAUCUGCCAUGCUCAAGGAGCACGCUGAGUACGUGGUCAACCGGCUCAAAUCAACCCGUUGAGAAAUGAGAUCAAUUGCGUCUACUUCUUGUUCCACUCGUGUGACAUACAAAGUACCAUGUGUAGACUGGAUCGUAGUCUCGUCAAAGACAGUGCCCAUGAGCCCAUUUUCAGAUCUUCCCUGUAGUUGCAUGACUUCCAGUCCUGCUAAGCCAUGAAAUGUUUUUCUCGAGAGUGAAUGAGUAUCUCAUUCACGCUGAACGCCAAAUUCUCAGAAAGCCUCCGCCUAAAUCCUUGUAACUCACGUUUUCUACGACUUUUACAUCCGAUCCAACAACCACCACCGUCGACACCACCAUAAUGCCAACAGCCAUUCCACCCACUCUCGCCGCAUACAUUCAAGCCUGUCUAGCUGCUCGCACACAGACACUGGUGACAUCAGUCCUAAGCACGCCGUCGCCAUGGCUCUGCCUACGGCUCCUGUACGCCGCGCUUCAUGGCAUUGAAGGCCAGACUCUGGACCGUUCGGAGCCUGUGUCGAGAGACUCCCGGCCAGUCAUCUUCGUGAGUCUACUCAGGCCACUCAGUCUGUGGACUGAGACGGGUAGGAAGUUGGGCCUAGAUAUCCCGGAUCUGCUCAGGAGCAAGAAAAUCAUAUACAUUGAUGGGCUCAGCCUUGCGGCCAGCUCUACGUCAAACCCGAGGGCUGGCCCUGACGGUUUGCUUCCGCCCACGCUGAAACUAAAAUCACUCGGUCUGAACGAUCUACGAGACGCUGUUAAUACAGCGUUGAAGAGUAUGUCUACUCCGCCAGCUGCACCUAUGUUACCAUCAUCGAGAGGGCUUCCGGCUGGUACACCUUCGCCUCGGACGCCUCAACCUGCCUCAACACCUACCCCCGUCCUCCCGACCAACACGAAGCCGAUCAUUCUGUUAGACGGUGUCGACUUCUUACUCGCCUCGGUGCCAAACAUGUCCACCCUGGCAUUAGGAUCGGUCCUCUCGAUGUGGAGGGCACAAUGCCACGCAUUGAUGAUCACUGCUAACGCCGAUGCGCCUUUGCUCCAUACUGCCACGUCCCAUGAUUCUGGUACACCAUUGGAACGAGAUCAUGCACACUUCCUGACCAGUAUGGCGCAUCAGAGUCGAUGGGUGUGGCAACUACGCGGGCUGGAUACAGGAAGUGCAAAGGACGUGACGGGCGUGCUGAGGAUAAGUCGAGGAGGAGACCUAAACUUCGAGGAAGGGAGUAGUGGUGCUGGAGCCCAGUCCCAUACAAGACUUGACGACAUGCCAGAUGCAGAAUGGCUGUAUCAGCUCAAAGGUGACGGCUCGGUUAGAAUCUGGAGUCGUGGUGAAUGAGUUGACGUUAGUAAUUCGUGAAUCCUACCUAUGUUAGGUACAAAGACCGAGGCUGAUGCUGCUGCUGGAGCUUCUUGUACCACACUUUUUCUCUGGCUCCUAUGGCCAGACCCUUCAUUUCUUGCUCGCCUCGCUGAAACGUCCAUUUUCU